UCGGUUGUCGCAGUUCAAUGACGUAUGUGAUUCAAUGACCGUGAGCUGUGUGACAUGAGUGUAAAGGCACUACUCAAACCUCUAAAAUUAUGAAUUCGUCUGGUUUCAUGUGUUUUUUGAGACGUUCGUUGUUACAGCUGGAAUGCAGAAUUAUAGAGGCUACAGGACAUGACAGACAAUUUGCCCCGGCUCUAGCUGUCCAUGGGCCCAGCAUCCUCCCACAUCCCCACGAUGAGCAAGAGGUGCCCUCGGAGCCCAGCUUCCUGGACAAUGUGUUCUGGAUGGCAGCACCCAAAAAGAGACGCACAAUAGAAAUCAACAGGACCAGAAGACGAGACCCAAGCUUUAUGCUCAAAGUUAAGACCAACAUUGAGCCGUGCGUGGAGUGUGGCCACCUGAAGCAGAAGCAUAUUCUGUGUGGGUUCUGUUAUGAGAAGAUCAGGAAGGAGACAGCGCUGAUCCGAGGUCAGAUUAAAUCCAUGGAGGGCAGGCCUCUCAACACACCAGCGCAGGAGACCCUGGUCCUGUAUGACAGCGAGAGUCCAUGGGAGUCCGACAAAGACAAGAGGAUAGUGGAGAGAAACAGAAAACGACCCUCCUGGUUCAGUAUCUAUUGAGGUAGCAUUUAGUCACACCAGUAAUUAGGUUGCUAAUAUCCCAGUUUCUGUAGUGAAGUAAAUGCAUUGAUUAAAAAAAUCAACAGCA
Molecule: messenger RNA, 705 nt
Organism: Oncorhynchus kisutch (coho salmon)
Lineage: Eukaryota; Metazoa; Chordata; Actinopteri; Salmoniformes; Salmonidae
Product: 39S ribosomal protein L32, mitochondrial
Exons: 3
Coding region: 90-617 (175 amino acids)
Biological process (GO): translation
Cellular component (GO): mitochondrial large ribosomal subunit
Molecular function (GO): structural constituent of ribosome
Source: RefSeq, a predicted model, not a curated record